This is a messenger RNA of Musca vetustissima, 1510 nucleotides long. Its product is annotated as arrestin domain-containing protein 17. Bases 55 to 1473 code for a protein of 472 amino acids. Gene Ontology annotation, biological process: protein transport. Gene Ontology annotation, cellular component: cytoplasm. NCBI's taxonomy places the organism in Eukaryota, Metazoa, Arthropoda, Insecta, Diptera, Muscidae. The record is from RefSeq and is a predicted model, not a curated record. The transcript is spliced from 5 exons.
UCGUCCCUAUUCAUUUGUGUCUGUGUGAGUGUGCCUUCACACAUAUAGAAAUAUAUGCCCAUUGAGUGCCUUAUAUCUUUCGAUAACAAUACUCAAGGUGUCUAUUAUGCUGGCCAGGAAUUAUCUGGUGUUGUUGAUCUCACUGUUGAUACAACAAAACGUAUUAAAGCCAUACACAUCACGGUCAACGGUUAUGCCAAGAUACGCUGGAUAAAGAAGGGCUAUCCACGUGACAGUGAACGGGCCAUGUGCCGGGCAUAUCGUUCGUAUUUGUCAUCACGUUCGUAUGUUCUGGGCUCAUGUGGUAGCAAUUCAUGCCUGGACUGGACAGCUGGUGAAUAUUCAUAUACAUUUCAUGUUAUACUGCCGGAAAAUUUACCAACCUCGUUCGAUGGCAAAUACGGACAAAUCCAUUAUGAAAUUAUAACGACGAUAGAUAGACCAGGAAGAUAUCCCAAAGUAUUCAAAUUGCCUUUUACGGUGAUACAUCCAGUAGAUUUAAAUAGUGAUGCCAUAUAUAGGGUACCCCUAGAAAUAUUAGAUCGUAAACGUUUUUGGAGUUUUUGCUGCCCAACCGGACCACUUACUGUUAAAUUUUCCACACCCUAUUGCGGCUAUGCUCCCGGUCAGAAAAUCCACUUCGUUUUGUACAUUAACAAUGAAUCGUCCAUUGACAUCACCCACUGCGAUGUGAAACUGAAACAAGAGGUGACCUAUGAGACCCAUGAUCCGCAACAUGAAUACCGUUAUGACAAGCAUUUGAUAGCGUCCAAACAAUUCGGCAACGUCUUGAGAUGGAGUCGUAAAGUCUAUCGUGGCUACCUAGAACUGCCAUCUAUACCGCCCACAUCGGCCAAAUUGUCAUGUCCGAUCACGGUAAACUAUGCCAUGAAAAUUAUCAUAAAGCCAACCGAAUUUCAUUGGAAAAUGAAAUUGAAAAUUCCUCUGACAAUUGGCAGUGUACCGAUAAUGGAUAACGGAAAUAGUGCGGCGUUAUUACAGGCCAAUAAUAAUAGCAUUAUGCGGGCCGAAUCGAGAGAUGAGCCGCCGGUUACAAUGUUGCCUAAUACGGAGGUGGAUGAUGAUGUCAAUGAUAAUGACAAUUCAACGCCAACAAUAAUGGUUACCGAUACCGAUAAUCCUCCAGAUUAUAUACCAAUGAUGCCACCAUCCUACGAAGAUGCCAUGGCCUUGAGUGAGAAAUUCUUUGAUGAUCUGGCCUAUAUGGAAAAUGUUAGCGUUUCCAGUGUGGUAACCAACAACAAAAAUGAGAACUUUAAACCGCGAUAUCCCGUCUAUUAUUAUUACGAGACACCCAUAAUACCACCCGAAACCCUUUAUGAUGCCAUACCAUCACGUUACCAUCCAAUGGUGCUAGCAACGCCUAUGUCGGACAUGUCAUCAUCUCCGCUAGAAUUGAGUCAUGUCAAGGCAUUUGGGAAAUUCCAAAUAUUGCGUUACAUUAAGAAAUAGUUGGUGAUGUUACCAUCCCGUAUCAUCGACCCCCUCC